ACAUUCCUCCUCCCCUUCUUCACCCAGAAACAUGAAUUCAGUGGAUGAUCUCGGUUACAGCAACAGACGCCUUCUUAAAGAUUCCUUAUUUGAACAACCAUUUGGAAACCGAGAAAGAAUUGUUACUAUAUGUGCGACUUCUGCCAUUGCAGCCCUGUUUGUAAUCUCUCUGUUCAUCUCCCUCUUCACCUGCUUUCGGCGUCAACUGAACUCUCCUUCCUCUAAACCUCUCUCAUCCACAUGUAGCAGCCAGUUACUCACUACCAUGCCUGUAUAUAUCUAUGGUGAUUCAUCUUCGAAUAUGCCGUCGUCUUAUUGUUUUACAUCGUUUGAAUCCAGGACCUGUGUCAUAUGUUUGGCGGAGUUUGAGUACGGAGAUGAACUUCGUGUUCUGCCUAACUGCAAGCAUGUGUUUCAUAAAGGUUGCAUUGAUCAAUGGCUUCCAUUGAGAUCGUUGCUUUGCCCUCUUUGUCGAGAACAUACAAUCAAGGAGAUUGAGACCAUGAGGAGACCCGUUUGUUCAAACUAUUGGUCCCGAAAUCCAGCCUUCAUAUUGGCUUUCGGCCUUGGUAGUAAUGCCCCAUUACCCUCUCAAUUGUAAUUUCCAUAUCGAGUAAUUACAAAUCUAGCCUAAUUUAUCUAAACUAGAAUAGCAGCUUAAAAAGUUACGAUUACACAAACUCGGAAAAUACAUCUUAAUUAAUAUAUUAGUUAGUAAGUAUUUAGUA
This is a messenger RNA of Cucumis sativus (cucumber), 728 nucleotides long. Its product is annotated as E3 ubiquitin-protein ligase RHA2B. Bases 32 to 601 code for a protein of 189 amino acids. The transcript has a single exon. NCBI's taxonomy places the organism in Eukaryota, Viridiplantae, Streptophyta, Magnoliopsida, Cucurbitales, Cucurbitaceae. The record is from RefSeq and is a predicted model, not a curated record.